GUGGAGGGUUCCCUUCCCAGGAGUCCGCGCGCGGGCGGGGCGCUGUACGCGGAAGCGGGCCGUGUCGGUCCCAGGCUCCUCGGAGAGUGGGCUGUAGCACCGCACGCAGGCCCGCGCCCUUGUCCCCAGCCCGCGCGCUCUCCGAGGUUGCGCGGACAGAUCGAAGCCAUGGCCAUUCUUUUUGCUGUUGUUGCUAGGGGAACCACUAUCCUUGCCAAACAUGCUUGGUGUGGAGGAAACUUCCUGGAGGUGACAGAGCAGAUUCUGGCUAAGAUACCUUCUGAAAACAACAAAUUAACAUACUCACAUGGCAAUUAUUUGUUUCAUUACAUCUGUCAAGACAGGAUUGUUUAUCUUUGUAUCACUGAUGAUGAUUUUGAACGUUCCCGAGCCUUUAAUUUUCUGAAUGAGAUAAAGAAGAGAUUCCAAACUACAUACGGCUCAAGAGCACAAACGGCACUCCCAUACGCCAUGAACAGUGAGUUCUCCAGUGUCCUGGCUGCACAGUUGAAGCAUCACUCUGAGAAUAAGGGCCUAGACAAAGUGGUGGAGACUCAAGCCCAAGUGGAUGAGCUAAAAGGAAUCAUGGUCAGAAACAUAGAUCUAGUAGCUCAGCGAGGAGAAAGAUUGGAAUUAUUGAUAGAUAAAACAGAAAAUCUUGUGGAUUCAUCUGUCACCUUCAAAACAACCAGCAGAAAUCUUGCCCGGGCUAUGUGUAUGAAGAACCUCAAGCUCACCAUCAUCAUCAUCAUCGUGUCAAUUGUUUUCAUCUAUAUCAUUGUGUCACUUCUCUGUGGUGGAUUUACAUGGACAAGCUGUGUGAAGAAAUAAAAACAGAAAAAGUUGUCAUUAGCCAAGGAUAUCAGAGAACAAAGAGCUAAAAGUUAUCUGUGCAACUAAAGCCUUUUAAUAUUGACAGACGUCUGCCAGUAUUAAACCCUCUUCUUUUUUUUUUCUAAUCUUGUCCUUUGUCUCCAGAUUAUCUUUGUCCCAUCAACCAGUAGUUUCAAGUGUACUUCAGAUUGAACCAUUUAUUGCAGUAGCUGCUUUCAAACAAAGGCCUUUUGUUUGCUUAGUUUAUUAAGUAGUGUCAUCCGUGGAGAGGAACAGUUUUGUUUGCAGUUGCACAAAACAAAAACCACCACUUUUAAGAGCUAUCUACUAAAACUAUAGAAGAAGUUUAUAUCUUCACUCAAAAGUAUUCAGAAGGCAUAGUACUGCUUAGCAUCACAUCUUACUAUCUUUUGUUACUGAAGAGUGUAGGUGCUUCAAAACAAUGUAAAUGGAAGCUAGUUAUUAUUUGAUGAUUUGUAGUUAAUAUGCUGGUGCUGUUUGAUUCUAGGAGCCCAAGCAGGUAAAAGUAUUAAAUAUCUCUGUCAGAUGGAGAAUGUUUUGUUAGCCCAUUAGAUGUCAAUGGAUUAUCCUUGUUCUUUUACCAUUCACUUUUAGGAGUAAGGUUAUGACCUUUCAUAAACCUCACAGAACUGAAUAGUCUGUUUCCCAUUGCAGUAGAUUUGAGAAGAUCAUGGUUUAAAUGCUGUUAGUUUGUUGUCUUACACAUUCCUCUUUCUCCAGUGACUGUUUAGGGCUAGUAAAUGAGUGAUGAAGGGAAUGAAGAAGACAGUCCUCUGGCUCACCAAAGAUAAUGAAGAGAAUAACCGGUAGAUGUGUCAGUGUCUUUGCUCUUUGAGGAAGGUAGUGUGGGAAUUUUUUUUUCCCAUCUGGGAGAAGCCCAACUUGAAUAUAGUCUACACUCAAUCCGAGGAUUUAGGUGUGACUGCUGUUGAGUAAGUUUGAGCAUUCUUUGUGGCAUAACGGUUUUUCUGCCCUAGAUAAAAUCACAUUUAUUCAUCAAUAAAUGCCAGUAAAUUGGAAAUUAUACUAAACAUUUUUUCCAUCGUAAUUUUUUUUCCUGUAAACCUAGCUGUGUGUUCAGCUUAGUCAUAUGCCUUGAAGUGAGUGUCAAAGAAAUCUGGCCCAAGCUUCCUGUCCUUCCAUCUAACCCUUUGGACUCAUGCUACCUGGUGGGGUUAUUUGACAUGUAUUUCCGAUCUGCUUGAACACUCUGUCGAGUGCAUAGUGCAAACAUUUUCCACUGCCAUUUAGUCAUGUCAGCAUUUAUUCGAUAUAUUAGAAAACAUUCUUGAAUAGUGAUUUCCAAAUGUCUUUAAUCCAAAGAGAAGGAUGUACUUCCCUUUCUUGUACACACCUGAAUAAAACUUAAGUGCAUGUUUUAGGAGUUACUUAACUGUUCUUGAUCUAUUUAUGUAUAAGAAUGCUGUUUAAAGCACAUGUCUUGUUUUAAAUGACACACAAACUGAAGGCAUUAAUAAAACUUAAGAGUAAAACAAUGA
Molecule: messenger RNA, 2354 nt
Organism: Erinaceus europaeus (western European hedgehog)
Lineage: Eukaryota; Metazoa; Chordata; Mammalia; Eulipotyphla; Erinaceidae
Gene: VAMP7
Product: vesicle associated membrane protein 7
Exons: 8
Coding region: 169-831 (220 amino acids)
Biological process (GO): vesicle fusion; exocytosis
Cellular component (GO): SNARE complex; membrane
Molecular function (GO): SNAP receptor activity; SNARE binding
Source: RefSeq, a predicted model, not a curated record